Nyctereutes procyonoides (raccoon dog) is the source of this 1221-nucleotide messenger RNA. RefSeq names its product NFKB inhibitor interacting Ras like 1 (gene NKIRAS1). NCBI's taxonomy places the organism in Eukaryota, Metazoa, Chordata, Mammalia, Carnivora, Canidae. The coding region runs from base 451 to 933 and encodes 160 amino acids. The record is from RefSeq and is a predicted model, not a curated record. Gene Ontology annotation, molecular function: GTPase activity; GTP binding. Gene Ontology annotation, biological process: canonical NF-kappaB signal transduction. The transcript is spliced from 4 exons.
UCUGUGGGUUGUUAUCUGUGGGGAAGACAGCAAUUUUGGAGCAGCUCCUUUAUGGGAAUCAUACUAUUGUGAGCUCUAUACCCAGUGUAAGGGCUUGAACUCAUGAACCUGAGAUCAAGAAUUGCAUGCCUUACCAACUGAGCCAGCCAGGUGCCCCAGAUUGACUCCAAUUUUUGAAAGAAGUUCUGCUGUGGGUAAAAUGCUGUUGUACAGUAUCAUGUGCUACAGAGAAAUUAUUUGUGAAAGGAAGAGUCGUUUGAUGUGGUAUACUUCAUUGUUCUGUCUUAAGAAACUGCCCCAGCUACCCCAGCCUUCAGUAGCCACCACCCCGACCAGGCAGCAGGCAUCAACAGCGAAGCAGUCCCCUCCACCAGCAAGAAGAUUACAACUCCCUGAAAACUCAAGUGAUGGUUAGCACUUUUUAUCAGUAAAGUAUUUUUUAAUUCAGGAAUGGAAGAUUGUGAAACAAUGGAAGAUGUUUAUAUGGCUUCAGUGGAAACGGAUCGAGGAGUAAAGGAACAGUUACAUCUUUAUGACACCAGAGGCUUACAGGAAGGCGUAGAGCUACCAAAGCAUUAUUUUUCCUUUGCUGAUGGCUUUGUUCUUGUGUAUAGUGUGAAUAACCUUGAAUCCUUUCAAAGAGUAGAGCUUCUGAAGAAAGAAAUUGAUAAGUUUAAAGACAAAAAGGAGGUAGCAAUUGUCGUAUUAGGAAACAAAAUCGACCUUUCUGAGCAGAGACAAGUGGAUACUGAGGUGGCACAGCAAUGGGCGAGAAGUGAGAAAGUACGCCUGUGGGAGGUAACAGUUACAGAUCGGAGAACUCUGAUUGAGCCAUUCACUCUCUUAGCCAGCAAACUUUCCCAGCCCCAGAGCAAAUCAAGCUUUCCUUUGCCUGGGAGGAAAAACAAAGGGAAUUCUAGCUCGGAGAACUAAAAAUCAGUAAUGCUACAACUGUUGAAUAAUGAUUGCCUUUAAGUGUCUGUGAGCAUAUUUAAAACAGGCCAUUUGCAUCACCUACCUUUGGUCCUUAGGAAACCUUUAAGGAGUAAUUUAAUGCACUUUAGGUUAGAAUUAAAUUAUUUGGGCUAAAUUUAUUGUCUGAUAUGAAAUAAUAUAUUUGCCUUGUCAUUGUUUGAAACUUAUCCCUGAACUUAGUACCUUUGUUGUUUAAAUUUGUUGUACUUGUCCGAACGGUAAAAUAAAGUCUGGGUGGUAUGCUGA